UUAUGAAACGGAGGGAGUAACAUAUUUGGUUUUUCUAAAUCACAGGGACACCUUUUUAAAUCCACCUUUGACAUACUAUUAAGUUUAACUAGUUUUAUUUUGACGAGAUUCAGUUUAACUAGUUAUUAAAUAUUAUUGAAGGUCAAAUGUGUAUUAUUGAAAAAUUAUAUAAUUAUAUGAAUUAAUGCUUUUCACGUUUUACUAGUAACUGUAGAAAGUUGAUAAAGACAGCAAGCAAUGUUUACGAUAGGAAUAAAUUAAAAAAGACUAAUUAUGCAAUUAAAAAAACAAGCAAGUAUAAAGUGGAAAACAUGUAAAAAUGAACAAACCGAGUAAACCCACCAAUUAAGAGACCUUCCUAGAAACCUCAUCACAAAAUUCUGGUAAUUGUUAGCUAAACAUUUUACAGAUGGCAGUCAAUAAAUGGAUGAUAUUUAACUAACUCAUCUAAUAUAUAAAUUGCUUAUUCUUGACUUAGCUUAUAAAACAUCUCCCCCUACAAUAAAAGGGACUUAAUUCACACCCUUUUUAUUUCUUUUUUUCAAACUACUACUAAACUUUUUUUAACAACCAUGGUUGUGUCUAAACCUGAAAAGAUGGUAGCCAUGGCCUUAGAUCACAACCUUAGUCUCGAAAACGGCACGAAACCCGAGGAUGAUCAUCGAGGCUUGAUAAUCGAAGAAGUCGAAGGGCUAAUCAAGUUGUAUGAAAAUGGUUGUGUAGAGAGAUCACUUAAAGUUAUGCCUUGUGUUUCUCCGUUCUUGGCUCAAGAUAUUGAAGUCAACGCUCGAGAUGUUUUUAUUGAUAAAGUCAACAAUAUUUGGGCACGUAUAUAUGUUCCAAAAUGUAACGAUUAUGAAAAAUGUAACAAGUUUCCACUUAUGAUUUACUUUCAUGGAGGUGGGUUUUGUGUUGGUUCAACUUCAUGGAAAUGUUAUCACAACUUCCUUGGUAAAUUAUCAUCUAAAACACGGUGUUUGAUCGUGUCGGUAAAUUACCGUUUAGCCCCUGAGGACCGCCUCCCGGCGGCCUAUGAAGAUGGAAUGAAGGCCCUGAUUUGGGUAAAACAACAAGCUAUGAUGAGUCAAUAUAGUGAAUUUUGGGCAAAAUAUUGUGACUUUUCUAGCAUAUUUUUGGGUGGGGAUAGUUCUGGUGCAAAUUUGGCAUAUAAUGUGGCCUUAAAACUUGGUACAUCUGAUAUAAGUCCCCUACCUGUUAAGGGAAUUAUCUUAAUACAACCAUUUUUCGGAGGUGAAGAGAGGACUAACUCCGAGUUAAUUAAGGUACAAUCGCGUAAAUCAAAAUUGAGUCUAGUGGCAUCUGAUACGUAUUGGCGAUUAGCAUUGCCCUCGGGGGCGGACCGAGACCAUCCAUGGUGCAAUCCACUAGGGAAUGGUACAAGAAAAUUGGAGAAUAUGAAGGUUAUAAUAUGUGUUGCUGAGAAAGAUAUACUAAAAGAUAGGAAUUUGGAAUUAUGCUCAGUUUUAGCUAAGAAUAUGGGCAACAAAGUAGAGCAUCUAAUUUCUGAAGGUGUGGGACAUGCAUUUCAUGUUUUGGAUGACUCCCAAUUCUCAAAAAAUCGUAAGAAGGAAAUGGUUUCUCAUAUUGUGGACUUCAUUAACCAAAAAUAGAUAUUUAACUCAGCAAUUAUUGUUAGGAGUAGAAUUUACAUAAAUUUAAGGGUAGAAAUUUUUUUAUUACAAUAUUUAUAUUUUUCAAUUGUAUUGUAUAGAACUUUGUAGAGUUAUUGAAAUAUAAAUAACUAUGCACACGAUGUCCCUUAGACAUAAUGUUAAGCUACUAUUUUAUACACCAAAUAAGCUUUGUAAUACUAAUACUUGUACUAUUUUAUAGGCUACUACGGAGUAUCUUAUUUUUACAUAUACUCUA
Messenger RNA from Chenopodium quinoa (quinoa), 1890 nucleotides. Its product is annotated as probable carboxylesterase 6. Gene Ontology annotation, molecular function: hydrolase activity. The transcript has a single exon. The coding region runs from base 573 to 1631 and encodes 352 amino acids. NCBI's taxonomy places the organism in Eukaryota, Viridiplantae, Streptophyta, Magnoliopsida, Caryophyllales, Amaranthaceae. The record is from RefSeq and is a predicted model, not a curated record.